Molecule: messenger RNA, 987 nt
Organism: Drosophila bipectinata
Lineage: Eukaryota; Metazoa; Arthropoda; Insecta; Diptera; Drosophilidae
Source: RefSeq, a predicted model, not a curated record
UUGCUUGUUAUCCAAAUGUGGUCUACAUUUUUUGCAACUAUUCACAUAUGCGUGGGUUUCACAAUGGGAUCCCUAAAUUGUCCUACUGAGAAUUCGCAUCCACUCAAGUUCCAUUUGGUUCGUCAUUGCCAAAGAGCUUCGGCGCAUGAUGCGCUUGCUCUCGAAAAUGUAUCUUCUCUAGAGGACUGCGCAAAUCUGGCUCGAGAACUAAAAGGUCUUGCCAUAAACUUUGCACCAGGAGCUCCCAAAAGGAGUAGUAACAUUUUUGAGGCCAGGCCAUUUAAAAACGAGACCGAAAAGCAGAAGCACAUACGAAGCCGGUUGACAGUUUUCGAGCAGCCGGGAGAGUUUUUUAACUGCCAUGUGCUACAGUGCCCGCAAAAUACAAGCUUCUCUGGAAUGGUUAAUGACAGUCGCUUUGAUUACUACAGCUUAUAUGGCAGGCCAACAGUUCUUCAAAACUACAGUUGCGUGCCAGAGGUUGGCCUAUUUGUGGUAUAUACCCAACCCAGCAGUUAUCUAAACGCUUCUUUAAAGUGCACCAACUCCAGUGAAUUUACAGGCAGCCUUGCCCACAUUGCAUCCGAAUCUCGCACAUCAUCCUUGGCCCAAUGGUUACUGGACUUCAAUAAAAGGACUGCGAGCAGUGUCCAUGCAGAGCCAAACGUUUUUCUCGCCUAUGUUGGUCUGGCUUAUAACCGCUCUACUUCACUUAAUCCUCUUGACUUUAGAAACUCUCAGCAGGAGAGUCUAAACUGCUUCUUGUAUAGAGCCUGGGCUGUAAACCAUCCACGAAUUGGCUCAGAACUCACUAAUGCCAGCUGCGUGGCCCUGACGCCCGAAGGCACUUGGCAAACGCUUCAUUGCGACCGGGAACUGCCUUUUAUAUGCGAAGUCCAUACGGCAAAGACGUCUCAUGAAUUGGACCAACCUGAUUCCGAGGUGGACAUCGGAAAAAAUGCAGUGCUAGAGUGUGACAACUAUUGA